This is a messenger RNA of Phialemonium atrogriseum, 4914 nucleotides long. RefSeq lists its product as uncharacterized. NCBI's taxonomy places the organism in Eukaryota, Fungi, Ascomycota, Sordariomycetes, Cephalothecales, Cephalothecaceae. The record is from RefSeq and is a predicted model, not a curated record. Bases 1 to 4902 code for a protein of 1633 amino acids. The transcript has 2 exons.
AUGGUCCCGCCGCCUCUUCGCCAGCUGGUCCUUCUGGGACUGGCCGGUCUCGGGGGUUCCGGUGUGGUCGCUGCCGGGUCGGAUGGCCUGACCUGCGUCGGGAAGGCCGAUGACCAGGCCACAUACAAUGCCCCAAGCGGCGCCGCCUUCCAGAUCCUGUGCGGCCUUGACUAUGGUGGAGGCGAUAUGGCGGCCAUUCAGACCGACACCUUCACCGCCUGUAUCGACGCCUGCGACGCGGCCCCCGGCUGUAUCGAUGUUAGCUACGCGGGUACCUCCUGCUACCUGAAGAGCAACAAGCUUGAUGCAGAGCCUAGCCAAAGAGACUGGGUGUGGACGGCGAAGAAGCAGACGACGACGACGACGCCGAGCCCUGACAACGCGCCGACUUGCGUUGACAAGGCUAGCGACAAAUCCACCUACACCACCGCUAGCGGCGCCGCGUUCCAGAUCCUCUGUGGUGUUGACUAUAGUGGAGACGACAUGGCAGCAACCAACACGCCCACGUUCGCGGGCUGCAUGGACGCUUGCGCCGCCGCACCCGGGUGUGUCGAUGUCAGCUACGUUGGCGAAGCCUGCUACAUGAAGAAAAACCUCCGGGAGGCUAACGACCGAGACCAUGUUUGGACCGCCAAGCUGAUCGAGGUCGCCGACAACAAGCUUUCCUGCAUAGACGGCUUGAGCAACGCCAAGGUUAUCACUGCGGCCAGCGGUGACAGCUUUGAAAUCACCUGCGGCAAGGACUACGCCGGCGGUGAUCUGCUUGGCCUGUCGGCAGCCUCUUUCGAGGAGUGCAUCGCGACCUGCGACUCCAACCCCGACUGUGUCAACGUCGCCUUCAUUGCCCCAUCUUGCUACCUCAAGCGCGAACAGAAGGAAGCCGUCGACAACCCGGCUGUCUGGGGCGCCGUACGCAAGGUUAAGCCUGCGCCUGUAUCAAGCACACCAUCCACACCCACGACGCCCGCAACCCCCACCGGCCCGGCCGUGGUGACGCCUCUCAAUUGCGGUGACGGCAAGGUCAGCGAUGGUCUCAAAUACACGUCGGCACGCGGCGGACUCUAUCAGAUCAUCUGCGGUGCCGACUAUGGGGGCAACGAUCUCACCGCCACCGCCGCCGCGACAUUCGAGGAGUGCAUUGCAGCCUGCGACGACAAGACGGAGUGUGUCGAUGUCAGUUAUGUCGCGCCAUCCUGCUACCUGAAAAAGGCUCUCGGAGACCUGAACCCGGUUGGCCACGUGUGGACAGCCAAGCAACUCAGGUCGCCCAGGGAUGUCUUCGCCUUCCCCACAGCCAGGCCGAUGGAUGUCGGCUCCGGUACCGAGACCUUCUUCUUCGAGGACGGGCCGAUUCAGCUCGAGCCUGCGCCUAUUGCCACCCUCGCCCCCGUCCCGCCCCCAGGCGUCAACUUGGCUGGCACCGGCGUUCUGACACCCGACCCGGUGGCUGAGCUCUGGUACAACGGCACCCAAAGCGACAGUGACGGCGCCGACCUGGGCCCCGUAACAGUCCGUGUCAACGUGACCUACAUCUAUCCCUCCAUUGUCCUGGACCACUCCAUCUUCAUCAAGGACGUCGUCUGCGAGUCCGGCACGUUGCACGGCCGCUUCAACAUCUCGUAUCCCUACUACUUCGCCGAGUCCACUUGGCCGGCUGACGACGACGUCAUCCUCAUCACAUCGGCCGCAAGCUGCGGCGCCAGCGACGACCAGACCGCCUUCUUUCUCGCUCAUACCCUGUCCUUCCAAGACGAGACGCUGUCGUUCGAGGCGCUUGGACAAAUCGUUGAGCUUGCCGAUGUGUUCGCCGACUUGACGAUUGACUUUGGAAACAUCACUGUUUCGACCCCCGAAGAGGGCUCCGAGGGAGAGGACUCUUGUGGCUCCCCGUCGGCUGAUACCCUCCGGGGCCUUCCAGCAGUGGCGUGCGGCACAAACUUCGACCAGGCACUCGAUGACAGGCUGGGAUACUACAGCACAGGUGGUGCUGACACCGAGACCGUGCUAGCACUCGCCUCCCCUACCGCUGCACAUGAGGGCACCAUCGAGGCGCGCGGCUUCUUCUCGUCGCUUAUCAAGGCGGUGGUCAGUGUAGUCAAGGUUGUAGUUCAGGUCGUCACCACCGUUGUGAAGGCCGUCGCUGCCGUCGUCGUCAAAGCUGUUGAGUUCGUCGUGAACACGGCCGUGGCCGUGGCCAAGGUCACGGUCGCCCUCGCCGUGAACGCGGUCAAGCUGGUUGCGUUUGCCGUCACGGGCCAGUACGAGAACUCGCUCACGCUCCCCAUCAGUCUCGUGGCCCCGUCUGCUGUGCAGGUUGACUCGCCCUGGGGCAAGGCCUUCCGCAUCUACAGCUACGAAAUGGGCGCGGACGACGGCGAGGUCUACUCCACAACCAAAUCGGUGCUGGACAAUCUCGUCGGUGAAUUUGUCGGCUCGCCCAAUCCUGUACCAGGCGUCGAGAUGUUCUGUGUCAACUGCGGCGUCAAGGGCUCCGUCAAGGCCACCGGAAGGAUCAACGCAACCCCCCUGAGCGGUAUCAAGGAGGCGUCCAUUGGCAUCAGCGGAGACAUGUACGUCGGCCUGUACCUGGGCGUAAACGCCUUCGCCAAGUGGGAAAAGGAGUGGGAGAAGGAGAUCUUCGAGAAGGGUCUUCCGGGCUGGUCCAUCCCCGGUAUCGUCACGCUGGGCCCCAAGAUCACCCUCAAGGCCAAGGCCAUGGUCGGCGUCCAGGCCGAGGGUCAGAUCCUCACUGGCGCCUCGCUCACCUGGCCCGGGUUCCAGGCCACGCUGGACAUUGCUCACCCCGGCAAGUCUUCGCAGGGAGGAUGGAAGCCGAAUGUUGACCGCACCUUCCAGGUCCACGGAGGUGUCACCGCCACCGCUGCCAUCGGCCUGCCUGUUGAGCUCUGGUUCGGCAUUGACAUCCUCAAUGGCCUGUUCAAGGAAGGCGCUGCCCUUGUGGACUUCCCCGCCCUUACCGGCAAGGCCGAGUUCGAGAUCAACGCGGGAACCGACGAGACCUCGGUCGGCACAGACGACUGCCUGGGCAUCGCCUGGGAGAUCAGCCUGACCAAUGAGGUCUCUUUGGAGAUCGACGAUGGCCCCGAGUUCACACUUGCCGAGUGGGCUAGCCCUGCCUUGGCCGAGGGGUGCAUCGGAUGGACCCCGGGCAGCGGCACUGGUGGUGGAGGUGGAGGUCCAGGUCCAGGGGUUCCGGAGCUGCCUGGCGGAGAUGAUGAUGGCCUCGUCAAGUGUCCCGAGUACAACAACCAGGUGUAUACGGAUGACAAGGGCAACCAGUGGCAGAUCAAGUGCAACUCCGAUUACAUGGACUACGACACUCUCCGAGUCAAGAUGGACACCAUGGACGCGUGCAUGGCUUGGUGUGCGUCGCAGUCCAACUGCGCGGGAGUGUCCUGGGACCCCCGGCAACCCCCCGAGUUAAACGUCAACUGCUGGGCACGAUCCCGCGCAGGUCCAGCCCGCAACGGCGUCUACCACUCGAUGAUGCUGAUGAGCCCGUUCGAGAUCAUCAGCGUCGUGUUCGGCACCGCCGAGAUCACGACAUUCGCCGUUCAGAACUGGCAGCUGGGCAACCGCCUCGAGAUCAACACGAACACGAACUCGAUAUACCAGUCCAUCACGAGGGCCCAAGACCCGAUCUACGGCCUAGACAAGUCCAUCUUCAUGCUCUACCGGUACGGUGCCGAAACACGCUCUUGGGUCGGGAAAGAGAACUCGGGCACCAUCACCAUCCGCCCAGGCCCCAUCUCGGCGGCCCCCUCGUCCAGCGCACUCAUCCCGUCGUACUCGCGGCCUGCAGAUGUGACCUGGAUCCAAAUUGUCGAGAUCUGCUACGGUCUGAGCCAGAUUCGGAGCCAGAACGUAUGGAACCAACUGUAUCUCGACUCCAAGAAUCGUGCGCAGACUGGGAUUGAAAACGCCCUGUUUGGCGAUCCAUGGGUCGGCCAGACGAAGAGCAUGGUCGUCUGGUACAGGGACACCAGAAGCAGUCCCGACGGUCCUCUCUUCAUGGCCACGGGCCUCGAGCAUCAGUUCUUCAAACUGAUGCGAAAUGACGGCAGCUUCGCCAAGCGCUACCUAGCGCUUCCUCCAAGGGCGGCGAACUCUACGGGGCCCCUCUCAAACUCCACGGCACCCUUCUCGAAUUCUACGGCACCCAACUCGAAUUCCACAGUGUCCCAGCCGCCUACCAGCACCAACACCAACACCACCACGCUUCCCGAAGCGGCCCAGACCGCGGGCGAAGCCGAACCCGAACCCGGCUACGGCAUCGCCACUGUCCGCGACACCACCGGCGCCCUGCAACUCCACCCAGCCAAAAACGGCAACCUCUUCCUUUCGGCCACCUCGGCAACCGAUGACCUCAGCGUGCUUACCGACAGCGUCACCCUCAGCGCCGUGACCUUCGACAACGGCGUCGGCAACACGGACGCGCCGGCCUACCUCGUCAACGGCGACUCGGCCGGCCGCCUCCUCCACUACUUCCCCGACGAAGCCGCCGAGCUGGGCGCGUCGCGCCUCCGCCUCGCCACCUGGGACAAGCUGCCACUCGGGUCGCAGCUCGUCGACCUGGUCCCGUUCGCCGCGGGCACCGACCAGGAGAUGCUCGUGGCCCUCGCCGCCACCGGCGAGUUCCUCUUCCCCGUCAUGUGCGCCAUCGAGGGCCAGCUGAACAAGGUGUUCCUCGUCAAGGACGCGGCCGACGGCGCGGCCAUCUCGGCGGCCCUCGAGGCCGACGACGCCAAGUUUGUGGUUACUGGUGGCCAGGCGAGCCAGUGUGGACCGCUGGCGCUGGUGGCGAGUGUGGUGGAGACGGGGAUGCCGGAGGAUGAUGGGGAGGGUGUGCCCGGGUUGCCGGUAGUGCCGGAGCGACGAUGAGCGAGCUGGGGC